Lachancea thermotolerans CBS 6340 is the source of this 591-nucleotide messenger RNA. RefSeq lists its product as uncharacterized. The record is from RefSeq and is a predicted model, not a curated record. The coding region runs from base 1 to 591 and encodes 196 amino acids. The transcript has a single exon. NCBI's taxonomy places the organism in Eukaryota, Fungi, Ascomycota, Saccharomycetes, Saccharomycetales, Saccharomycetaceae.
AUGAAGGUGACAAGCUUGACAGUCGGCACUAUUGCAGCUGUGUCUGCUGUUGCUUCGGCGUCGAGAGGCCAGAAGCAGCACGGUGACGGCAAGACGACAACGAUUACGACGACGACCGGGACGCACAAGUGGGGCAAGUUCAACCAUACGAGCAGAACCCACGCGCCCAAGGAGACCGGUACCCACAAAUGGGGCAAGUUCAACCACACGAGUAGAACUCAUGCUCCUAAGGAGACCGGUACUCACAAGUGGGGUAAGUUCAACCAUACGAGCAGAACCCACGCUCCCAAGGAAACCGGUACCCACAAGUGGGGAAAGUUCAACCAUACCAGCAGAACCCAUGCUCCUAAGGAGACCGGUACCCACAAGUGGGGUAAGUUCAACCAUACGAGCAGAACCCACGCUCCUAAGGAGACUGGUACCCACAAGUGGGGCAGAUUCAACAAGACUCACAACCCAACUUCGACUGUGAUCGCCAAGAACGUGGCCGCCAACGCGGCUGCUCCUGCGGCCGGCUUCGAUGCCGCCCAUAAGGUUUUGGGUAUGACCGUUGGCUCUGCCGCUCUUGUUGGCGCUUUGAUGCUGUUAUAA